This is a messenger RNA of Fusarium redolens, 846 nucleotides long. RefSeq lists its product as uncharacterized. Gene Ontology annotation, molecular function: oxidoreductase activity. The coding region runs from base 1 to 846 and encodes 281 amino acids. The transcript has a single exon. NCBI's taxonomy places the organism in Eukaryota, Fungi, Ascomycota, Sordariomycetes, Hypocreales, Nectriaceae. Gene Ontology annotation, cellular component: membrane. The record is from RefSeq and is a predicted model, not a curated record.
AUGUCGCCUCAAAGCCCCGAGAAAGCAUUCAGCAAUGGCGUUGCUGUGAUCACAGGAGCUGGAGGAGGGUUGGGCUCCGGCCUCGCACGUCAUAUUGCCUCCUUCGGAAUGACCGUCAUUAUCGCCGACAUCGAUCUUAAACGUGCCGAGGAAGUCGCUUCUGGUAUCAAAGCCGCAAAUGGAAAAGCCGAGGCCAAGGCCGUCGACGUAUCGCGGCCAGACGAGUUGGAUGCACUCGCUGAACACGUUCACAAUCGUUACGGAGAUGUUCAACUGCUUAUCAACAACGCGGCGAUUGAGACGCUGGGUCCAUUGUGGGAGUUAUCUUCCACGCGCUGGGAGACUACCUUGAACGUCAACGUUCACGGUGUUAUCCAUGGUGUUCGGGCCUUUCUACCUCGUAUGAUGGCUUCAGGAAAGGUAUGCUGGAUCGCCAACGUUUCGAGCGUCGGGGCAUUCACCACUAUCCCAGGCCAGUCAGCAUAUGCCGUAACAAAGCAUGCCGUUCAAGCUUUCACUGAGUCAUUGCGCGUGGAACUGAUGUCUCGAAAGGCGCCAAUACAUGUGAGCUCUGUCAUUCCGGGACUGUUGAAUACUGGUAUCUUCGACCGUGCUCAGCAUGAUGAUUCUGCGGUUGAUCCGGCUUGGGAGAAACAUCGAAAGUCAAUGGCUGAGUUGGCACGGGAGAAGGGAAUGGGUAUUGAUGAAGCGAGCCGUUUGAUUGUGGAACAAAUCGCAGCUGGGAGGCUCUGGGUUUGUACCCAUCCAGAUAUCAUGGCUGAGAUUUUACAACAGAAGAUCGAGUACUAUAAGGACCAAGCAGAGCCUAAUGUCCCCCCAGCAUAG